UGCGGUCAUGGCAUGUAGCUGCUAACUACCCAGAAAGGAAGUCCAUUUUUGGUGUUCUACUAUUGCGUCAACCUGCAAACAACACGUAAUAAAACGGAACUUCUGUCCUUCGCACGAGAUAACAUCAAACGAAUUUACUGGAACAGAAUUCGUGGAAAAAUUUAGUGAUGAUCGUAAUCCACGACUUCGGUUAUUCUUGAAGGAAAAAAGAAGAAACGUGAUCAGUGCAUAGUACUUGCACGGAAUUAAAUUUAUAAGAUAAUAGAUAUAUGUGUUUAUCUAUUGCAUUCAGUAUAAGAAGGAACUUACUAGAGUUUUGAAUUUAUAUUAUGGUUAUUGGUUUUUUGAAAAUUCUUCGGGAUAUAGAUACUGAGAAUCGUUAAUUAUUAUUGUAUUACGAGAGAGUGUUUUGGAAGAGUGACCAAAGGGCCGAUUAGUGAAGGGCAGACGAGUGCGAUGAACACCGCAAGGGACGCGCAGAGUUCAGCGGCACUCGCCACUCAUCAAAGGUACCACCAUCAACCUGUAGGACUGACUUUUGCAGAUCACGCACCCUGCUGGUAUAUGCCGCCAACAGCACCAGCGAGACAGAAUAAAAGACCACCACCACUGCCUGGAGCCUCAUCCUUAGAUUGCUGUCCGCCGGGAAAUAUCAAGUCGGAUAUGCAUGCACCACCACCGAUUGUACCUCCGCAUAACAAUGUGUCUUCGUCCAUCCAUCAGCAGCACCACCAGCCAAUUUUGACAGCACAACCCAAUCACCCGCCGCCUCCUUUAUCGCCCAAGUCGCCAGUCAACCAAUCUCAGAGUCAAUUCACAAUCGCCCCAAUUCAGCCGCAAAAAUUGUGCCUGAACAACGGCGGCCCUUCACACCUAAUGUCGACGUCGAUGGGUUCUCAGCAGCUCCUGGCUGCUUCUUCUAAUAAUUCAAGUCAAGUAAUGUCCACAUCGAUGAUCGGCGGAACAAGUGCUAUUCCAGCACAAUCUUUUGGUAUGGAUAGCGCGAGUAAAAAUUUACUAAAUAAUAUACAUCAACCAGUAACAGUGGUUUCGAGAGUUCAAUCCGUGUCGCCAACAUGUGCGCAGAAGAAGGCUGAAGUUAAAUUAAAUGCUAUGCCAUGGUUUCACGGCAAAAUAUCUAGAGAAAGAGCAGAACAGCUUUUGCAUCCUCGAGAAGAUGGCCUUUUCUUAGUUCGCGAAUCAACAAAUUUCCCAGGAGACUAUACGCUGUGCGUAUGCUUUCAGAAUAAAGUUGAACAUUAUAGAGUCAAAUAUCACGACAACCAAUUAACAAUCGAUGAUGAGGAAUUCUUUGAAACUUUAGCACAACUUGUUGAGCAUUAUGAACAGGAUGCAGAUGGUCUAUGUACCCAGUUAAUUACUAGUUUACCCAAAAAAGGUAAACCAGGUUUUUGUGUAGACACGAAAGCAUUUGUGGAUGCUGGCUGGAUGAUACCUGAAAGUGAAUUACAAAUUAAAGAGAGCAUCGGCAAAGGAGAAUUUGGUGAUGUAAUGUUGGGCUUACUAGGAGGUCAAAAAGUUGCUGUAAAAAUGUUGAAAGACUCCAGUGAAGCAGCUCAAAAAUUCUUGGCGGAAGCUUCUGUCAUGACGUCAUUGCGGCAUGAAAAUCUGGUAAAAUUACUCGGUUUGGUAUUCAAUAAUAAACAUAUAUGUCUAGUUACCGAAUUUAUGAGCAAAGGAUCACUUGUGGAUUAUCUUCGCUCUAGAGGAAGGUUGCACGUUACCAAAAUAGAUCAAAUUAAUUUUGCAUAUGAUACGUGUUCCGGUAUGGAAUAUUUGGAAUCAAGAAAAGUGGUCCAUCGCGACUUGGCUGCUCGCAAUGUCCUAAUUUCUGAAGAGGGUUUAGCUAAAGUUUCUGAUUUUGGCUUAGCAAGAGAUGAAAACUUUACUCUGGAAUGUGGUAAACUUCCUAUUAAAUGGACAGCGCCUGAAGCUUUAAAACAGAGUAGAUUCUCAAAUAAGUCUGAUAUGUGGAGUUUUGGAAUUUUACUGUGGGAAAUAUAUUCGUUUGGUCGUGUACCCUAUCCCAGAAUCCCCCUAGCAGAUGUUGUUAAAUACGUCGAGAAAGGCUACAAACUAGAAGCUCCUGAAGGUUGUCCUAGUGAAGUCUACGACAUAAUGAAACAAGCAUGGGAUCUACUACCAGAAAAAAGGCCAUCUUUCAAAGAAGUCAAAGCAAAACUGAGUCAGCUGAAAACAACAACUUCGUAAGAUGACUUUUUUUUAACUUUUAAGUAUAACAUUUAUUUAUAAUGAAUUUUUGAAUAUUUAUAUAAGUUUUUAGCUGGCACUGUUGUAUCAUAACUUUAUGUACCUACUAAUAUUUAUAUUGUUUUUAUGAUUAUUGCAAGUUUUAGUUAUAUAUAAUUUUUAUUGAGCGAACUCGAAUAAUAUAAGACGUGUAGAGGAUACUUUUACGAAGUUAAUAAGGGAAAUAGACUAAUACGUCUAUACGUGUGAAAUGUAGUUUUGAGUCAGUCCUAUUUUUUUAAAGAUUUUAAUAAUGGCAAUAUUAUUAUCUGGAAUUUCGGUUUUAUGGAACAUUGGUAUUGCUUUUCGAAUAGGGAAUUGAAAAUGUAUGAGGACUUUCAAACUUAGAUUUAAUUAUGUUGCACAAGGAUUGAGCGUACAAUAUUAUUAAAACCAAAGUUGUUUGUAGAUAAAAAUCUACAUUUUGAA
Ctenocephalides felis (cat flea) is the source of this 2700-nucleotide messenger RNA. Its product is annotated as tyrosine-protein kinase CSK-like. The coding region runs from base 457 to 2232 and encodes 591 amino acids. The transcript is spliced from 9 exons. Gene Ontology annotation, biological process: protein phosphorylation. Gene Ontology annotation, molecular function: protein tyrosine kinase activity; ATP binding. NCBI's taxonomy places the organism in Eukaryota, Metazoa, Arthropoda, Insecta, Siphonaptera, Pulicidae. The record is from RefSeq and is a predicted model, not a curated record.